UUUGAGGAGCGAAUCGCUAAACUUACAAGUCAACUUGAGGCUUAUCAAUCAAAAGAAGAAGAAAACAUCUCAGAACUGAAUACUUGGAAGGUACAAAUAAAAGACACAUCAUUUUAAGUGCAGUAUUUUGUUGUUUAUGCAGUUAAAAUUUAAUGAAGUUUGUAAAAAUAACAAGUAACACAGUGUAAUGCCUCAAUAUUGAAUUUUAUUAGCAUACUUUGAAUGUAUUGAUAAACUACAUACUUUAUUUAUAUAUAUAAAUAUUUAAUAAUUUACAAAUAUUUGUAUAUAUGUGUAUAUAUAUAUAUAUAUAUAUAUAUAUAUAUAUAUAUAUAUAUAUAUAUAUAUAUAUAAAAAUAUAUAUAUAUAUAUAUAUAUAUGUAUAUAUAUAUAUAUAUAUAUAUAUAUAUAUAUAUAUAUAUAAAUAUAUAUUUAUAAAAACAAUUUCUUCCAAGAAUUUAAUAUUUCUAAGUAAACUACGUAGUAUUUUGUAUGUCUCUGAUUUUUUUAUGUACACAUAAUGUAAAUUAAUAUGUUUUAAAAAUCUAUUUCAACAAAUUGUAUAAAUCUAUUUAUAUAUUAAAGGAACAGUCUAACAGUCUAAUAAAAGAACUAGAGAAUGUUCAGCUUCAGCAACACCACACUGUUACUGAUUAUAAGGAGCAAAUUGCAGACAUGGCGUGCAAGUUGGAGGCUUACCAGACAAGAGAAAAAGAAAACAACUCAAUAUUGGAAAUUUUGAAGGUAUUAUUUGAAUGUUUCUACUGUUAGUAAUUUUACUUUCAUAUACUGGAGUGAUGUCCUAACUGGUUUUAUUAAUUUAUAAUAUUUUUUUUUUAAGUUACUUUUUUUCCCCCCACACAUUAAAUGCACUCAUAAAUUAAUAUUUUGAGCAGAGAAAGUCCCAAAUGCAAAAUGAUUCCUAUUAAAAAGACUUGUCAAUUAAUAUUUAUUUAAAUCUCUAUAUGCCCUCUCUUAUUUAAUGAGUUUUAAAGAGAAAUAAACAUUUUUGAAAAGGAAAAAUCAAGUAUUCAUGAGAAGGAAUCAGAGGACUUGCAGAUUAAGCAUAAGCAAAUGAAAGCUGAAUUUGAGGAGCGAAAUGCUAAACUUACAAGUCAGCUUGAGGCUUAUCUAUCAAGGGAAGAAGAAAACAUCUCAGAACUACAUACUUUGAAGGUAAAAAUAACAGACACAGCAUGUUAAGUCUCUUAUUUUGUGUUGGGGCAGUUAAAGUUAAAGGGGUUUGUAAAUUGACUUUGAAAUGCUGUGGUCAUGUCCUAUUUGGUUUAUUUAUGAAAGAUUCUUUUUUUUUCACACACAUAAAAGGAACUCAGAAAUUAAACUUUGAUGCAGAGAAAGCCCCAAUGCAAGAAUAUUAAGAUUGAAAAUACUAGUACAUUAAGUUUUAAAUAAAUCUAUUCAUACAUUUUUAAUGAGAGAUUUUUUAAACCAUUUUUUUUAAAAAAGGAAAAAUCAAGUAUUCAAGAGAAAGAAUCAAAGAUCUUGCAGAUUAAGCAUGAGCAAAUAAUAGCUGAAUUUGAGGAGCGAAUCACUAAACUUACAAGUCAGCUUGAGGCUUAUCUAUCAAGGGAAGAAGAAAACAUCUCAGAACUGAAUACUUGGAAGGUAAAAAUAACACAGUUUGUUAAGUCUGUCAUUUUGUGUUAAGGAAAUUAUAUUAAAGGGGUUUUUAAAUUUCCUUGAUAUAUUGUAGUAAUGUUUUAUCUAGUUUUUAAAUUUAUUUUAAUGAAAAAAAAAAUAGUUUUUGACACUUUUAAAUACACUCAGAAAUUAAUAUUUUAUGCAGAGAGAAAGCCUCAAUGCAAGAAAAUUAAGAUUGAAAAUACUAGUCCAUAAAGUUUUACAUAAAACUAUUCAUACAUUUUUAAUGAGAGUUUUUUUUAAACCAUUUUUUAAAAGGAAAAAUCAUGUAUUCAAGAGAAAGAAUCAGAGGUCUUGCAGAUUAAACAUGAGCAAGUAAUAGAUGAAUUUGAAGAGCAAAUCACUAAACUUACUAGUCAGCUUGAGGCUUAUCAAUCAAGGGAAGAAGAAAACAUCUUAGAACUGAAUACUUGGAAGGUACAAAUAAAAGACACAUCAUUUUAAGUGCGGUAUUUUGUUGUUUAUGCAGUUAAAAUUUAAUGAAGUUUGUAAAAAUAACAAGUAACACAGUGAAAUGCCUCAAUAUUAAAUUUUAUUAGCAUACUUUGAAUGUAUUGAUAAACUACAUACUUUAUUUAUAUAUAUAAAUAUUUAAUAAUUUACAAAUAUUUGUAUAUUAUAUAUAUAUAUAUAUAUAUAUAUAUAUAUAUAUAUAUAUAAAUAUAUAUUUAUAAAAACAAUCUCUUCCAAGAAUUUAAUAUUUCUAAGUAAACUAAGUAGUUUUUUGUAUGUCUCUGUUUUUUUAUGUAUACAUAAUGUAAAUUAAUAUGUUUUAAAAAUCUAUUUCAACAAAUUGUAUAAAUCUAUUUAUAUAUUAAAGGAACAGUCUAACAGUCUAAUAAAAGAACUAGAGAAUGUUNAAUAACACAGUUUGUUAAGUCUGUCAUUUUGUGUUAAGGAAAUUAUAUUAAAGGGGUUUUUAAAUUUCCUUGAUAUAUUGUAGUAAUGUUUUAUCUAGUUUUUAAAUUUAUUUUAAUGAAAAAAAAAUAGUUUUUGACACUUUUAAAUACACUCAGAAAUUAAUAUUUUAUGCAGAGAGAAAGCCUCAAUGCAAGAAAAUUAAGAUUUAAAAUACUAGUCCAUAAAGUUUUACAUAAAACUAUUCAUACAUUUUUAAUGAGAGUUUUUUUAAAACCAUUUUUUAAAAGGAAAAAUCAAGUAUUCAAGAGAAAGAAUCAGAGGUCUUGCAGAUUAAACAUGAGCAAGUAAUAGCUGAAUUUGAGGAGCAAAUCACUAAACUUACAAGUCAGCUUGAGGCUUAUCAAUCAAGGGAAG
Lymnaea stagnalis (great pond snail) is the source of this 2937-nucleotide messenger RNA. NCBI's taxonomy places the organism in Eukaryota, Metazoa, Mollusca, Gastropoda, Lymnaeidae. The record is from the annotation of a GenBank genome assembly.